Molecule: messenger RNA, 1698 nt
Organism: Macrosiphum euphorbiae (potato aphid)
Lineage: Eukaryota; Metazoa; Arthropoda; Insecta; Hemiptera; Aphididae
Source: the annotation of a GenBank genome assembly
AUGGUCGUCUGGUACUAUUAUUUGCCUCCAAUAGUCGCGGGCAUUAUAACUUUAUGGGUGUUGAAAAUCUCUUACUUUUUCAUAACACGUAGAUAUAAACAACCAGUAGCUUAUCAAAAUUCUACUGAAGAAAGCGAUGUUUAUGGUAGCAGUGAAAAUUUAUCGUCGUCAGAAAGCUUGAAUUUAGAACAAGAAAAAAAAAUGGUGGAUAUCAAUAAAAUUACGAGAUGUAGUAGCUACGGUUCAACUGAAGAUGAAAUGCAGGAAAGUAAGAAUUAUACUACAACUCAAGAUGUUUUGGACACUUUUAAAUGUAAUUCUGAUUCUAAUUCAUCGAUUAUGUCAUGGGAGUCAUGUCAUGAAGGAAUCAGCCACUCUGAAUUGGACUUUGUAAAUUGCUCGUCUUUAGAAAAUCAUCCAGAAAUAUGUCAACCGCUCAAUCUAUGCAUGAGGGACAAAAAAAAUGAAACAGGGACAAUUAAUAAGAUAACUAGAACAUUUUUCACGGACAGAAAACAUAAGAGCAUAAAAGGCAUACCAGAGAAAACCCCGGAAAAAUAUUUAGGAACAAAAAUGAUUGAAGAUUAUGAUCAAAUAUCUGCUAAACAUCAUGAUGAAUUAAAGGAUGAAUACAGUUUGGAUAUGACAGAACAAGAACUCAAAGAUGACAACAAUUUGGAGAUCUCGGAAACCUCUUCUAUACAUUGUGAUGAAUUAAAGGAUGAAUACAGUUUGGAUAUGACAGAACAAGAACUCAAAGAUGACAACAAUUUGGAGAUCUCGGAAACCUCUUCUAUACAUUGUGAUGAAUUAAAGGAUGAAUACAGUUUGGAUAUGACAGAACAAGAACUCAAAGAUGACAACAAUUUGGAGAUCUCGGAAAUCUCUUCUAUACAUUGUGAUGAAUACAGUUUGGAUAUGACAGAACAAGAACUCAAAGAUGACAACAAUUUGGAGAUUUUGAAAAUAUCUGCUAAACAUCAUGAUGAAUUAAAGGGUGAAUACAGUUUGGAUAUGACAGAAUAUGAGCUCAAGAAUAGAAACAAAUUGGAGAUAACAAAACUCUUUUCUAAAGAUCGCGAAGAAUUUGAGGAUGAAUACUAUUUGAAUAACAGAGAACAAGAACUCAAAGGUGACAACAAUUUGGAGAUCUCGGAAAUCUCUUAUAAAGAUUGUGAUGAAUUAAAGAAUGAAUACAGUUUGGAUAUAAUAGAAUAUGAGCUCAUGAAUAAAAACAAAUUGGAAAUAACAAAACUCUCUUCUAAAGAUCAUGAAGAAUUGGAGGAUGAAUACAGUUUGAAUAAUGGAGAAAAUUCUUCAAACGAUGAUCAUGUGAUGCUUGCAAAUGUUCUGGAGACAACUGGAGUCUCUCCUAUAUAUCAGGAUGGGCAAACAUAUGAUGACAAGUUUUUAACAAGCCCGGAACUCUCCUCCUUAAAUAAUGAAAAAAGCAUUUCUGGUAUUGAUAGUCCUAAUAUCAAAUUUCAUCAUGAUGAGGUUGAAGACAUCAAUGGAUGUCGCAAUACUUGUUCAUCUGAAUGUACAGAAUCAUUACCGAGUCCUAUAUUCAACAACGAUGAUAACGAUUCAAUCGAUGAUAUUCGGUAUGUGGAAGACUACAGCGAUAUUAGUUUUUUUGAUCCAACGUUAUCAGAUGAUGCCUUGAAUGAAGCUUUUGUAAUCGUAGAAGAUAUCUAA